Messenger RNA from Salpingoeca rosetta, 3531 nucleotides. RefSeq lists its product as uncharacterized. Gene Ontology annotation, cellular component: nucleolus. The record is from RefSeq and is a predicted model, not a curated record. Gene Ontology annotation, molecular function: RNA binding; protein binding. Lineage: Eukaryota; Choanoflagellata; Craspedida; Salpingoecidae. Gene Ontology annotation, biological process: positive regulation of transcription by RNA polymerase I; positive regulation of rRNA processing. The transcript has 13 exons. Bases 85 to 3417 code for a protein of 1110 amino acids.
CUUCCCCGCACACGUUGACGCCAUCUUCCUCACCUCGUGUCUCGACCACCCUCAACUUAUUUCGCCUGCACGAGAGACGAGACAAUGGAAGUGUGUGGAGGGCUCCUUGUUGGAGCUCGGUCAGAGAUGACCAAGGACGCAAGGUUUGCGUUCGUUCCAUGUGAGAACACAGUGCGUGUGGUGGCGCUGCGCACAAGUGCUACCGUGCGCGUGCUUCAAGGGCACUCGCGUGCCAUCACCCAGGUCUCCCUCAACCCGGCCAACCGCCUCCAGGUUGUGACGGCUGCAAAAGACAACACCAUCAAAGUCUGGGACUAUGACGAGGCAGUCUGCCUGAGGACCUUCAAGGCCAAGGGGAGCGUGGCUGCUUUCUUCUUUGAUGGCCACGAUGCUCGCGAGCUGUACUGGGUGGAGGAGACCCACUUUGGCCGCGCACAGCGGCUGUGCCACAUGACCUUGCCUGACUCUGCAUCCUCCCUGGAUGUCGAGCUGACAUACGAUGAUGUGAUUGUUCCGGAGGUGCGCCAUGCGCGGUCGUGGUGUUAUCACCCGCGCACAAAGAGCUUUCUUUACGGCGCUGGCAAGACCCUGCACGUGCACUCGCUCGCCUUUGGCACUGAGCGUGUCUUCAACACGUCCAACACCAUCACCGUCAUCGCCACCCAUGACGAGACGGACGCUAUCGCCACCGGUGACGCCCAGGGCAAAGUCCACGUCUGGUAUGGAUGCUUCCGCGACACAGACAGCCCGCCCGUCACAACUUCGCUUCACUGGCACGCGCACGCCGUGUCUGCCCUGACAUUCACCACAGACGGCGCAUACCUGCUCUCAGGUGGUGAAGAGGCUGUUUUCGUAAUGUGGCAGCUGGACACCAACACCAAGCGCUUCCUUCCCCGUCUUGGCGCCCCGAUUGCGCACAUUGCUGCUGCGCAGAACAGCCAGUUCUAUCUGGUGAGCCUCCACGACAACUCUGUGCUCAUCAUCAACGCCGCUGCCUUUGCUGUCUCCCACUCCAUCAUCGGCUGUCGUCAAGCGCCCGUGCACGCGCAUCAGAAGCACACGGUUGGCCUCGUGCGGGAGCCGCAGUCCGGGUGUGUCCUCACCAACGGCAAGCAGGGCAUGCUGCAGCUCUACGACAUUGAGCGCGAUGCCCACGUGCGCGACGUGGAUGUUGUUGGCCGCCAAUUUGUUUCCCGCACAUUUCGCCGCCACAUCUCGCCCACCUCCGUCCUCCACGCAGCAUACGCCGCGGGCGGGUCAACGCUGGCGACGGUGGAGUACCGCCGGGACGCGUUUGCAGACGGCGACCUUCGCCUCAAGUUCUGGACGCGCAAGGACUCUGGCUUCAAGUACGCCAUGAACACGCUCGUGGAGCCGCCCCACACGGCGGCCGUCACGGGGCUUCUGGCCCAUCCGACCAAGCGCCUGUUUGUCACCACGUCCAAGGAUGGCACCAUCAAGCUGUGGGCGUUUACGGAGCAGGGCGAUCCCGAGGACAGCCGGCGGCCUUCGCCCCACUGGUACUGCCAGGCUGUUGGCGACUACAACCAGCUCCCCUGCACCGCAGCCGCCAUGUCUGCUGAUGGCUCGCACUUUGUCGUUGCGUGCAAGAACUUUCUCACGUUGUGGAGCACGGAGGACAUGACGCUGCUGCGCGUGGCCAUGCUCUCCACCCAUAAGGUGCUCGUCUCCCACCUUGCCUUUACGGCCGACGGCAAGACAAUUGUGCUCGCUGCGCGCCAGCACACGAUGCUGUUUGACGUCUCAACGCUGGGCGUGCUGCACUCGACUGCCCAGCGCACCGCCUUCCUUGCCACCGCGGCCCACACCAGCAGCGCCGCCGCCUCCUCCACCGCCGAUGACGCCAGCGAUGAGGGCGACAGCGACAACAGCAGUGGAGAAGUGGAGCACGGUGAUGUGUAUGCGGUUGUUCACUCGCAUGAUGAUCGUAGCUCGUGGACCGCCUCUGUCUUCCGCACGAGCAAACCAGACGCGCCGCUUGUCGACAUUCCCCUGCGCAGCUGCCCAAAGGCCAUCGCCUUCUGGCAGGUGCAUGGCGAGCUUCGUCUCGUGGUGUUGGACCAGCGCCAGCGGUUGUGCCUCUUCCCCCUCGAUAGUGCAGGCACCCGCAAGGAACCAACCCGUCUGCAGCCAGACACCAGCAACGUGCCGCUGUAUGGUGUUGGCAGCGAGGACUUUGACCAGACGCGGCAGGCGUAUCAGCGGUUCUUUGGCACAGCAAGUGCUGCUGCCAGGGUUGUCGGCGCCACGUCCUCAGCACAGGCGGCGUCAGCCUUGUACGCCGAGCAGCAGCUUGCAUCCCGUGCCAUGUCCAUUGGCAAGACCCCGCUUGAGGAGACGUUUGCUGUCCCCUCGCACCUGCUGCCCUCCAUGCGGCUGCUGUCUGCCCAGUUUCUUGACCUGUCGCUUGCCACAGCGCGCCCGCACGCCACAGCCACGGAGAGCGGCAGCGACACGACAAGCAAGAUGCCAGUGGACGACAAGGCCGCGCUUGCACAGGAGAAGGCCGACGCGGUUCGCAUGCGCUCCCAGGCCACGGGUGCCGACGGCAGCAAGACAAGCGAGCCCUCCACGCAACGCGAUGCCAGCACCAACAGCAGCAGCAGCGGCAGUGGACUCGUGCUUGAGACCCUGCUGCAUGCGCCCGUGCACACAAGCACGAGCGCGCCGUCCAUCACCGCAUCAGACUUUGCGUUUGUGAAGACGCUUGGCGAUGUCAGCAACGAGGGCGAGGGCGACAAGACGAGCAUUGCAGCCGACGACAGCUUUGCGUGGUGCUUCGAAGCGCCAUCCAAGCGCUCCGACAAGAAAAAGAAGAAGGACAAGAAGGACAAGAAGAAGAAGGACAAGAAGGACAAGAAGGAUAAGAAGGAGAAGAGUAAGGGUGACACGUCCACUGUGGCGAGGAGACAGCAACCACGCGUUGAGGUGGAAGACUUGGAGACGAAGCAGGGCCAGGAACCGAACGGCGCUGUUGCGACACCAAAGAAGUUGAACGGUGUGAUGAUCAACGGAAACGGCAGUCACCACGUGGCUGAAGAGGAGGACGGCGAGGAGCACGUGACACCAAAGGCGAAGAAGUCCAAGGUUGAGGACGCUGAUGAUAGUGAACAGACCAAGGGUGAAGAGGGUCAGGAGGAGAUGAACGACUCUCUGGCGUCGCUGCCCGGGACGCCCGACGGCCCACGUCGCAUGCCGACUCGCAACACGCCAAACCCGCGUAAGCAGCGCCGCCGCAAAUCCAUGCCCGGCGGAGACGGCCUGGCAAACGGCAACGGCAGCACGAAGGGCACCAGCAAGAAGAGCACGCCUGCGCGUACCAAGGCACCUGGCAAGCGAAGCGGUGCAAAGUCUGUUGGCGCCACGCCUCUUCGCGCACAUGCCAAGCGGGCUUGAAGCUUCAGUCUUGGUGUGCGCUCUGCUUUGUUGUGUGUGUGUGUGUGUGUGUGUGUGUGUGUGUGUGUGUGUGUGUGUGUGUGUGUGUGUGCUGUGUGUGUGUGUGUGCGUGUG